Messenger RNA from Capra hircus (goat), 4580 nucleotides. It is a transcript of the gene OXSR1, whose product is annotated as oxidative stress responsive 1. Lineage: Eukaryota; Metazoa; Chordata; Mammalia; Artiodactyla; Bovidae. The record is from RefSeq and is a predicted model, not a curated record. Gene Ontology annotation, molecular function: ATP binding; protein serine/threonine kinase activity. Bases 367 to 1950 code for a protein of 527 amino acids. The transcript is spliced from 18 exons. Gene Ontology annotation, biological process: protein phosphorylation.
GCGUGUCGGCAGGUGGAGGGAGAAGGGAAAGUUUGGCCAGUGCGUGGGGCUGAGGUGGAGGGCGGGACAGAGGGGCUGGGCCCAGGCGAAGCUCUUGUCGCUGCUGCUGUGGAGGCCGAAGCUGGGACCUGGGCCGGGGAGGGGUGUGCCGGCCGCAGAGGAGCAAAGAGGCGAGGUUCGCGGGUGCUUCGAGCCCCCCACCGCUCUGCCGCGCGGCCACCCAGCGCCAGGCGCCGUCCGACCCGUGGCUGUUCGCUAGGCGGUUGGUGGGGGCGCGGCGGCAGCGGUUGGGGGUGGGGAGAGGCGCGGCGAGGAGAAGAGAGAGGUCAGUGAGUUUGCGGGAAGACCGAGUGUCGUGCCGCCGUCAUGACCGAGGACUCCAGUGCCCUGCCCUGGUCCAUCAACAGGGACGAUUACGAGCUGCAGGAGGUGAUAGGGAGUGGAGCAACGGCUGUGGUCCAAGCAGCGUAUUGUGCCCCUAAAAAGGAGAAAGUGGCAAUCAAACGGAUAAACCUUGAGAAAUGUCAGACUAGCAUGGAUGAACUCCUGAAAGAAAUUCAAGCCAUGAGUCAGUGCCAUCAUCCUAAUAUUGUGUCUUACUACACAUCUUUUGUGGUAAAAGAUGAGCUGUGGCUAGUCAUGAAGCUGUUAAGUGGAGGUUCUGUUCUAGAUAUUAUUAAGCACAUUGUGGCAAAGGGGGAACAUAAAAAUGGAGUCCUGGAUGAAGCUACCAUUGCUACAAUACUCAAAGAAGUGCUGGAGGGUUUGGAAUACCUGCAUAAAAAUGGACAGAUUCACAGAGAUGUGAAAGCUGGCAAUAUUCUUCUUGGAGAAGAUGGCUCGGUACAGAUUGCAGACUUUGGAGUUAGUGCUUUUUUAGCAACUGGUGGUGACAUUACUCGAAAUAAAGUGAGAAAAACCUUUGUUGGAACCCCUUGCUGGAUGGCGCCUGAAGUUAUGGAACAGGUUCGUGGUUAUGAUUUCAAAGCUGACAUCUGGAGUUUUGGGAUCACAGCCAUUGAACUGGCCACGGGGGCAGCUCCUUAUCAUAAGUACCCGCCAAUGAAGGUUUUAAUGCUGACACUGCAGAAUGAUCCUCCUUCUUUGGAAACUGGUGUUCAAGAUAAAGAAAUGCUGAAAAAAUACGGAAAAUCAUUUAGAAAAAUGAUUUCAUUGUGCCUUCAAAAAGAUCCAGAAAAAAGACCAACAGCAGCAGAACUGUUAAGGCACAAGUUUUUCCAGAAAGCCAAGAACAAAGAGUUUCUUCAAGAAAAAAUAUUGCAGAGAGCACCAACCAUUUCUGAAAGAGCUAAAAAGGUUCGGAGAGUACCAGGCUCCAGUGGCCGUCUUCACAAGACGGAAGACGGUGGCUGGGAGUGGAGUGAUGAUGAAUUUGAUGAAGAAAGUGAGGAAGGAAAAGCAGCAAUUUCACAACUCAGGUCUCCCAGAGUGAAAGAAUCAUUAACAAAUUCUGAGCUAUUUUCCACAACUGAUCCUGUGGGUACUUUACUCCAAGUUCCAGAACAGGUUUCUGCUCAUCUACCUCAGCCAGCAGGGCCGACGGCUGCGCAACCCACUCAAGUCUCCCUGCCACCCACUGCAGAGCCAGCGAUAGCAGCUCAGGCUCUGUCUUCAGGAGCAGGUUCACAAGAAACCAAGAUCCCAAUCAGUCUAGUACUAAGAUUACGGAAUUCAAAAAAAGAACUAAAUGAUAUUCGAUUUGAAUUUACUCCUGGGAGAGAUACAGCAGAGGGUGUCUCUCAGGAGCUCAUUUCUGCCGGCCUCGUCGAUGGAAGGGAUUUAGUCAUAGUGGCAGCUAAUUUGCAGAAGAUUGUGGAAGAACCCCAGUCAAAUCGAUCUGUCACCUUCAAACUGGCAUCCGGUGUCGAAGGCUCAGAUAUUCCUGAUGAUGGUAAACUAAUAGGAUUUGCCCAGCUCAGCAUCAGCUAAAACACAGCCCUGGAAGAGGCAGCCGAAGGAGAUUCCACACAUGCGUGUCUCUGUUGCUUCUGUUGGCCUAAACCCAGUACUGCCAAAGAACCCAGCAACAAACCUCCCAGCUAGGAGCUUUAGAGGUCUUUCUUUAAUGUUUUUCCUGCCAUCAUCCCUGCUUUUUCCCACAGGGAAAGAAAAGUUGGAUCACCAGUGGCCAGCAUCCCUUUUAAAGAGUUCCGUUAGUAAACUUACUGCACGCAUCCCCUGUCUUCCUCCAUCUAAGAAGUGGCCCGGGUGCCUCAAGGCCCAGGAGGGAGGUCUGUCAGCUCAUCUUGCCUUACUCCAGUGAUGGCGCUGGGUGGAGAGUAGCAGCUCUAUUGGGCUUCCUCAUCCUGCUUGUUCUCCCACACCGGACGGGAUGUGGGCAUCUUGGGAUAUCUCUUUACCACUGAAGUAGCAAUUAAAAGUUGAUUGUUCAGCUGGAGCCCAGAGAAUUUAGUUUAGUGAUUUUUUUGUUUUGUUUUGUAUCUGAUAUGAAUUCUAGCAACCUUCGUUAGGAAAAAGCACAGCCUCAGAAGGAGGCAACCUAAACUAUGUUCUUGUUUUGUUGAUGAUGUUUCUAAGCGUUUUGCUGAAGCUGCUCUCAGGCACCCCUCUUCAUUACUUGCUCCAGAAAGGGUUGCUCGCCUUAACUUCAGCUGGUGCAAAACAUCUGACUGUAAUCGAACUUCAGCCAUCGGACCCUUCAAAGAGGAACUUUGGACUGUUUUUAGGGGAAAAAAUCACGUAACGGCUUAUAAACAAGAGUUACCCCAGCAGUGGUGUUUUGAACAGGAAAAAAUCAUAACUCAUAUCAGUGUGGAAGUAUUUAUUUCAAAUCUUAAACAACUGAAGAAAAACUGCUCCUUGAUCCUCCCAUGAAAAUCAAUUUGCCUGGCCUCCGAGUCAUGAGGAAAUGCAAGGCUGAGAUUUCUACAGCAAUAAAGGAGACUUGCCCUAGGCCAAAGAGGCCUGCCUUCUGACCCCUCUCCUGCACUGACCCUUAGGAGGGGCUCCACACUUCUGUGUGCUGAACCUGACCCAAGAUGGAACGUGAAACCACAUGUGCCGUGACUUUUAGGAUUUAUGAGUAGACAGUGUUCAUUUGAUUUUCUACAGAAAUAAUAUAAAUUAUUCUUUAGGUUUAAAAAAGAGCACUCGUAAUGCAAUAUGUGAAUCACCAGUGGGGUUGAUUUUUUUUUUUUUUCCUACUGUUUCACAGUCAGCCUUUAUCUAACUGCAGAUUGUCCCUAACAAGUUUUACAAAUGAAAGAGAUCCUCAAUCUGGCCUUAAAACAACACAAAAAGAUGGGCUUUGGCCCCAUGGAAAGAGGAGAGCUGCCUCUUACAGAAUCAGUUGAUCCCUUUCUAUCUUUGGUCUGUGAAUAACAAGAUUGCUUUACCUAGUUUUAUUUUGGAGCACCUCUGAAAGCUUUCCCCACAACUAACUUGUUACAGUUUUAAUUUCAUUCUGAGCUCGUAGUUUUAACCUUGGGCUUUCUUCACUGGCCCUGGAUACAAAGGCAUGUUGGGAAAGGGGUGGGUGUUGGAGAGGAAGGGAGGGGAUGGUUUGGGGUGAGAGGGUUGAGAAGAAAGUAGAUCAGAGGAUCAGAUGCCAGAGUCCUGGCAGGAUUGGUGAAAGGAGGGAGCCUGUUGAGCCUGGAGACAGAAGAUUGAUCAGCUUGAUGGACAGAUACUUAGCUUUUCUUUUUUCUUUUCUUAGAAGAGAGUUGAGGGGGAAAGGACAGGAAGGUAGGAAUAAGUUUAUGGAAAAGAUAUAGUGUCCCCUUUGGCACAAGACUAGGGCUUACCUUAGAGUCUGUAUUUUCGUUUCAAGUAAGCCCUUCAUAGUCUGCUUAUUUCUGAAUCCAGAGGGUAGUGGCAUCACUCUAUUCUAGUUUUAUUUGGAGGUGAUCAAAAGCCCAGGCUGGAAGUAAGCAGCAGCCCAUCUCCUUGUUCAGUUUCUCCUGCUGGCCAUUACCUGUGAGCUGCAGUGGGACAGGCAUGACCUUUGAACUGAAGUGGGCUGGGGCUUUCUCUUUCUUUUCCAUUCAUCUUUUGCCCUGGUGGGAGUUAGGAGCCAGACACCAAGCCCCAGGACGUGUUAGUUCCUCUGCAUGAUGUAUGGUGUACUCCCUUUGCUGGCGUGUACAGUGAUGCUGAAAAGAAAUGAGUGAACAGAAACUUCGCCGGUGAGACAGCACGUGACCUAGUGAGCAGUCUCGCUCCUUCCUGGGAGUGGCGGUCCAGGAUACACCUCUCUCCCUAGAUCCCUAGGAUCUCCUGGGUCCUGGGGUAGGGACUAACUUAGCACAAGGUAACAUGUGCCAAUGCUAUUUGUAAAACGUAUGGUCUUUCUAAAUGAUUCAUGGAUUUGUUUGGGAUUUUUUGCUUAAGUUGUGAACCAAAUCCUAGAGCCAGCUGACACUCUUAAUAAUCUGGAGGGCAGAGUAAUGGUGUAUCAAUAAAUGGAGGUUCCUCCUUAUGACAUAUGCUAGAUUAUGGAAGAUGUAAAAUAUUUGACUUCCCCUCCCCCCCCCUUUUUUUUGGACUUUGUACUUUGCUGCAUGUUUCAUUCAUUUUUAAUCAAUAAAGAAUAAAUUGUC